AUUGAUUGAUUGAUUAAGUGUAUUGUUGAAGAAUAAAAAUGGCUGAAAAAGUUGGAGGAGGAACCCCCUAUGCCGAGGCCGUCCUAGAGGAACGUAGACGCGUAAUCAGAAAUGCGCUGAAGCAUGAAUUUAUUCAGAAACGUUAUCACCCAAAGGCUGCUGAGCACGGUGGAGUUGUUUUUGAUGCUGCUCUCCAGAGAUGGAAUGCUUUGCAGUUCUCAUACGGAGAGCAUUUCAAACCUUCCAUUCGGAACUUUGCAAAGUUUUUCUCCAUCUCCAUUCUCCCCAUAGCCACCUUCUACUACUUCACUUUCGGACCCAGGAAGCAGGAAUGGCUGAAGUCCAUUAGUCAAGGAGAAGUACCAAUUGAUCACCCAACCAGGAAGGCCGUAUACAUCACCUGGUUGUAACUCUCAGAUCCUAUACUAUAGACCUCUAGCGGAAGCAAUUUAAAACUUUAGUUGGAAAUAUUCCCACUAGGAUCUUCAGCUUAAAGAUAUUUAGUCAGUACAUAGUGUUAAUUCUUCAGA
This is a messenger RNA of Eurytemora carolleeae, 530 nucleotides long. RefSeq lists its product as uncharacterized. The transcript is spliced from 5 exons. Gene Ontology annotation, cellular component: mitochondrion. Lineage: Eukaryota; Metazoa; Arthropoda; Copepoda; Calanoida; Temoridae. The coding region runs from base 39 to 410 and encodes 123 amino acids. The record is from RefSeq and is a predicted model, not a curated record.